Molecule: messenger RNA, 1401 nt
Organism: Orbilia oligospora ATCC 24927
Lineage: Eukaryota; Fungi; Ascomycota; Orbiliomycetes; Orbiliales; Orbiliaceae
Exons: 4
Coding region: 1-1401 (466 amino acids)
Source: RefSeq, a predicted model, not a curated record
AUGAAUGCUCUCAAACCCGGGAAUUUUACGGCUUCGGAGCCAAUGUUUUACGGUGUCCACGAUCCGAACCCAACAAAGGGCGAACGAGACUUUAUUUCACCUUAUGUUAGAGGUGUUUGGACCGGAGAAAAGGUAGAGUACAAUCGUGCUACAUUUUUGAGUAAGAUGUUUGAGGAAUGUCCUUCCACUGAAGGAAAGGUAAAUAUGGCGGCUAUGAUUUGUCUUAUGACCAUCUACUCAAGAAAAGAGGUUACUGUCAUUACGAGUUUGGGCCAAUUGGUAGAAAAGUCUAGAGAGUCAUUGUUCGUACCGGAGGGAUGGGUAGGGAGAUGUUUAUCCGAUAGUGGGUAUUCACGAUUAGUCUCAAUGACGGAUGACUUCUUCAAAUAUAUUUACAUGAGAUUCCGCCGCCUCCAUAAAAUCUCUCCGAUGUACGAAUACACAUCUAUCGAGAACCAGCAUGAAGGACUCAAACCACUAGCUAGGGUCAUCCUACGAAGAGACGGUAAAGAAGACGUCUUAGGUCGUAAAACCCCAAUCCACUGGAAAAGAAUGCGAUCAGAUGACUAUCUCCUGCUCCUCAAAAAAUGCAUCAUCGAAGGAGAACGCAACGACGCAAGAAGAGAACAAAUCCGACAGAGCACUAAAUCAAAUGCUACUGCUGCUACUGCCGGCUCCCAAGAAGCUUCCUCGACAUGGGAUUCUACAGCUUCUACAAAAGUUGAGGAUGCCGAACUAUCCUGCUGUACGAUAUUCCCAAUGGGAAAAGUAGAUACCACCAAGGAACUUCAUGAUGACCACCCCCACGAAGAUCAACUCCUCUGGUUCCUCCUAACCCUCUACACCCCAACCUUCCACACCCACCUAACCCCCGUCCUUGCCACCCCCCAAAACGCCAUCCUAACAACCCCAAACAUCACAACCGGAAUCCACGACCUCAAAGCCUGGCUAGACCCCUACACCGACUCAGACGACGAAAAAGAAGACCAAAAAUCUCCGCCACCAACCGAAAACCCACACUUCGAAAAAAUAUUCCAAAAGAAAACAGAAAGCAAACCCACCACACCCCUUCAAACAGACGCAACCUACAAGCUUUACUGUCAAUGUUUCGAAGCCCAUCUAGCAGAAGGAUGUUACCCGGUUCCAACAUAUGGAUGGGAAAUGUACCCGCAUUUGGUAUAUUUCAAAGCCAGGGAAGGUAUUCCACUACCUUCACCAGAGAUAAUCAACCUCCACCGUGCCAUCGCAAUUGCUGCAACGGAAAGCGGAGCAUGGGGCGCUGGUGACGAGAUAUUGGCUGCGGAGGAGAAGAAAUGGCAUCAAUGUUGUAAAACUUAUGAGCCUCAUUAUUGUUUGAUAAGUAGCAUGAAGUUUCCGGAAAGAGAGGAGUGGAAAGAAUGA